AUGAUGCGCCCGCGUUAUCCUGUGGAAGAAAACUGCUCCGGAUCGUGUGUCGAUUGUGUUGAGGAUACUGGCACCAGGACAUGUUCCUGUAACUUUGCGCGAGUCAAGUGUCAAGUCCGAACCAAGGCUGAGCAGCAGGAGAACAAAAUUGAGCUAGUUGCUUAUAAUGAGGACCCGAGGUUCCUGUUUGGUUUGGUGUCUCCCUUCAGCAAGAAGAAAGACCUCUAUCAGGUAAUGGGUUGUGACUACGAAUGCCGUAAGGUAAGCCCGGAUGUUGCCGCAGCCUUCGCUGAAGACACGGAGGUACGUAUUGUGGAGACGGAGCCUGCAGGCGAUGGUAGUCCGCUGAAAUUGAGGCUGAGCAGACGCGAAUUGAGCACACUUCAGCUGCCUUUGGCAACAUGUAACAAGCAUCCUGAAGAUAACUGGAGCAAACUGGAGGUGAUUGGCCGAUAUCCAUGUAAUGGUGACAGUGGUAUAAUAAUGUGUAGAAAAGACACAUCAAGCGGGUGUAAGUUCUACAAAUGGUGGUCUUGUGAGAAAUUCCGACCUGUGUCAUGUCAUCGUUUUGGUCCGGUGUUGAUGGAUGUCUUCGCGGUGCAGGAUGCGAUUAAACAUCACGUGGGCGGGUUUGACUCUUGUGUUGUGCGAUGUGAUGGUAAGGAUGCAAUAAAACAUCAAUGGUUGGAGGAAGCUGAGAAAGUAUUGCUGAAGGACCGUGACUAUGUGGCCCCGCCGGCUAAUACAGCACUACAUCCAAAAGAGUUUGUGCCGCUAUGGCACAGGGCCGAUACACAUUGCUCAUCGGCCUGUGGCUCCGAUCUAGAGGCUUGCCCUAAUGCACGCAACUGCCUCUGUCGCAUUGCACAUGCCAAGUGCAACGUUCAAGUCAAAGGUCUAUCAAAACCGCUAGACAUCGAAUCGUGGGGUUUCAACGCACGGAUGCAAGAUGUCUUUGGAAUGCUAUCCAUCCCAGGCGCGAAUGCCAAAGACGCUGCCACCGAACACAUCCAAACCAAGAACUGCCGCACAGAUUGCCAUAAAGCUCUCUGGUCGUCACUUUGA
Molecule: messenger RNA, 1065 nt
Organism: Gregarina niphandrodes
Lineage: Eukaryota; Apicomplexa; Conoidasida; Eugregarinorida; Gregarinidae
Exons: 1
Coding region: 1-1065 (354 amino acids)
Source: RefSeq, a predicted model, not a curated record